UCUAAAGGUCUUAACGCCCUUUUAAUUGCCGAGUCCUCUGCAGUCUGCACCGUUCAAACACUCUCUUCUUCAUCUCUUUCUUUGUUUCUUUCUUCUUCAUCAAUGGCGAAAACCAGUGGACUCUCCAAUUUUGAUUUUGACCCAAACUAUUUCUUAAUUCACAACCCACCUGUCCUCAAUUCUUUCCCCGAAUACACUCCCAAAGACACCAACAAAAACAACAACAACAACAACAACAAAACAAUGUUUUCUGGUACUACAACAACGCCGGCAAACAUGUCUCUGCCAUCUACCGUCGAUCGGUUCCCCGUUAAAUUCGACUGUUUUUCCGAUCAAACUCGCCCUUCUUUUUUACCCUCAGAUGAUGAUAAACGAAGGGUCGUCGGUGAACUGGAUUUUUUCGCUGAAAAAAACGAUAAACUCGUCGAUGUUGCUGAUUCCAUGCACACUUCCGAUGCCGGACUUGAGCUUAACGUCAACAUUGGUCUAAAUCUGUUAACUGCAAAUACCAGUACCGAUCAGUCCACUAUGGAAGAUAAAAAAGCUAAUAAUGAGGUAGCUGUUUUACGAGCUAAGCUGGUACAAAUGAACGCUGAGAAUGAAAGAUUAAAGGAGAUGUUGAUUCAGGCAACUGAGAACUAUAAUACAAUGAAGAUUCAUUUGUGUUCAUUGAUGAUGAAAAAUGGUGGAAAAGCUAAAGAAGAAGAUGAAGAAAAUAAGAAACGAAAUGGUGGAAUAAUAGUGCCUAGACAGUUUAUAGAUCUUGGUUUAGCUGUCGCCGCCGAUGCCAAUGAGUCGUCUCCGUCGUCUCCGGAAGGCAAGAGCCAGCGUGAAGAUAGCUCCGGUGGUGAUAACAAGGGUCCGGGAUUCGAUGUUGAUCAAAGUGAGGCCGCCAUGAGAAAAGCACGAGUUUCCGUUCGAGCUAGAUCAGAGGCUCCGAUGAUUACGGAUGGAUGUCAAUGGAGGAAGUACGGACAGAAAAUGGCGAAGGGAAAUCCGUGUCCACGAGCAUAUUAUCGAUGUACUAUGGCUACCGGUUGUCCCGUUAGAAAACAGGUACAGAGAUGUGCCGAAGAUCGAACAAUUCUUAUCACCACAUACGAAGGCAAUCACAACCACCCUUUGCCUCCAUCGGCGAUGUCGAUGGCAUCGACGACGUCAUCAGCAGCACGAAUGUUGGUAUCGGGUUCAACGUCUAGUCCCGACGGACUGAUGAACUCGAAUCUCCUCACCACAACUCUCCUGCCUUGCUCUUCCACCAUGGCUACUAUAUCGGCUUCAACUCCAUUCCCCAGCGUUACCUUGGAUUUAACACAGUCCUCGUUUUCGAGCCCUCCGCCGCCUUACAACGUUGCCAAUUCUGUAGCGGUUACCGCCGCAUUGGUGCCUCAAGUUUUCGGCCAGGCACUUGACAAUCAGUCCAAAUUCUCCCGUAUACAAAUGUCUAAAGCUUUGGAUCGGCUGCAACAGGGUGAACAAAAUUCAAUUGCUGACACUGUAAAUGCGGCCACGGCAGCCAUUGCGACGGACCCGAGCUUCGCCGCUGCUCUAGCCGCAGCUAUUACAUCUAUUAUUGAGAGUUCUGAAUCUCACCCCAAUAAUGGCCAUAAUAGCAAUGGCAAUGUCACUAACACUAGCAAUGCAAUGUAGGACAACAAUGAAACACAGUUUUGUUGCAAUUUUUUGUCAAACGAAGAAAUGUUUACGAGGGUAGUGUAGUAAUAUUGUUUCCUCAAAUGACUUAUUUGGUCCAAAAAGUAUGUCAAUGCAAAGUGAAGAAAAUAAUAUAAAAUGGAAGGGAAAAUUAUUUAAUUUCAUUCAA
This is a messenger RNA of Gossypium raimondii (Peruvian cotton), 1822 nucleotides long. RefSeq names its product probable WRKY transcription factor 31. The record is from RefSeq and is a predicted model, not a curated record. Lineage: Eukaryota; Viridiplantae; Streptophyta; Magnoliopsida; Malvales; Malvaceae. The transcript is spliced from 5 exons. The coding region runs from base 103 to 1650 and encodes 515 amino acids. Gene Ontology annotation, molecular function: DNA-binding transcription factor activity; sequence-specific DNA binding. Gene Ontology annotation, biological process: regulation of DNA-templated transcription.